Messenger RNA from Dracunculus medinensis (Guinea worm), 1755 nucleotides. The record is from the annotation of a GenBank genome assembly. NCBI's taxonomy places the organism in Eukaryota, Metazoa, Nematoda, Chromadorea, Rhabditida, Dracunculidae.
AUGAUUCGUAUUUGGGAUUGUUUUUUGUUGGAAGGACCAAAAGUAUUAUUUCGUUUCGCUGUUGCAUUACUGUCGAUUCAUGAAAACGAGGUUUUACAAAGGAUGGAUACGAUAUCUGUAAUGAAAAUUCUUAAGGCAUCUGUGCGCUUAACUUAUGAUUAUAACGGUUUAUUUAAACUUGCAUUUGACAAAACAAACCAAUUCCCCUCACGGCGCCAAAUUGAACAAAAGCAAAAAGGAUAUUUAGUGAUACUUCAAGAUCGAUUAUCUAGAAGACGUCAACUUAGGAGAAUUCUAAGUUCGACAUCUCCUGUUAAUCAAAAUAUUUCAACUAUGGAAUUAAUCGCUUUUAGCGGAGAAGAAGGUCUUGGAUACAUUUGCUCUGGAAGCCAAACAAGAGGAAUCAUAUCGCAGUUGAAAUUAGUCCAAGGCUCAUGUACUUUGGAAAAACUUGCUAUUGAAUUCGAUUGCCGAAUAAUAUCGAUGACUUUCGCCAAUGAAAAUAAUGCAUUCAUCUCUCUACUCUCCGGUUAUAUUGUAGCAUUGCAAAUCAAAGGCACAGACUGCGAAAUUUUAUGGGAAUUAAAACUGAGCGAUGUAGCACUAAAGUUGAUGCAUCAUGAUGAACGUCUUUAUGCUGCUCUCGCCAAUGGGACUUUAACCGUUAUAGAGGUAAGUAUUAACAGAAUUCACAACUUAACUUCUGGCCUGAAGGUCCACGAAUUGGUGCCGGUUGAAUUGGAACUUUACCAUUUGCCAAUCGGAGCAGCUCCAAUAACACAUAUGGUUGUAGUUGAUGGCACAAUGUGGCUUGCUGUAGCUUGCAAAGUCGUUAUCCUUAGCAUGUCGACCUUAACGACUUUAAGAAGAAUAUAUGUAGCGUCACCGGCAAGUGGUGGAGGAGUUCCUUUAUUCGAAAAAAUUAGAUGUAUGAGCUGCUCUCCGUAUGGCGUAUGGAUUGUUACGGCACACUCAACUUUAAUUCAGUUAUGGAAAGAUUCGGAUUGCUUAUUAUUAUUCGAUAUUGCUUUUGAUCACUCGCAUAAGAAACCAAGUUUGUCGGACAAUGGUAGCAAAAAUAGUUCCACUGAAAUUUCAACGAUUCUAUUCGUUCAUAAACAAAUUUGGGUCGGUACAAGUGAUGGUUAUUUAAUUAUUUAUCGCAUACGCGAUGCGGAAACGAUGCGAGAAAUAACCAAUGAAUGCAUCUUACAAAAUCAAAAGUACCCCGUCGGGCGACGUCUCUCACCCAGUUAUGGUGCGAGUUCCGCAACACAUCAGACUCCAUCUUAUUAUAUUCCAACUGAAUCGGAAAUGCAACCCGAUGAAUCGGUUAAUGAAAAAUCGUUUGGAUCAAACAAUCGACGUGCACGAAAAAUCUCUCUCUUUAUGGAUCAGAGCACAAAAAAAUACAGCGAUCAGCAAUCAUCGCUAUUUUGCGCAGCAUUUGACGUUGAAGCGAAGGAAAUGCGAUUAUGUGCACCUAUGAAAAAGAUAACUCCACCGUCAAAAAAUGAUUUGAGUACGUUUAAUUCGACGCAGUCCUCUGUCGUUUCAAUGGAAUAUGACGAUCUCUUCGAAAUGUACUCCGAUGGUGAAAGUAUCAAUUGUCCACUGUGUUAUGCAUCGUCAAAAAAAUUUUGCGUGUUGCCAUCGACAUCUGGAAUUCAACAUAAUGGUACUCAAGGCUUACAAUUUUCAUCAAGUAAGAGAACACUUAAUAAUAUGAGGUAUAGUAUGUAUAUAGUAAUAUGA